AGCCUCUGAAUCUGUUUUGUCCCUGCUUUUCCAUGCCUAUGUUACUUUUUGGUUCCCAACAUCCUGAAUGAUUGAUUUGAUUCUAGUUUGAGUUUCGGUUUUCGUUCUCUGCUUUUGUCAUAUUCUAGCAGCCCACGCCUCCUUCUUCUUCUUCUCUUUUGCCAUCUCAUUUUAACUUAAUAGUUAUUACCCCUGCUUUCCUUUGACUUCCUUUCUCCAUUUGCAUUCAAAGCUUCAUUCUAAUUUCAGUUGCAGCUUUCAACUUCUAAGCUUCAUUAGUAUAACAGUUAAGGCUCUAUGGAGGGUUGGACGAAGUCUUUUUAUGUGGUCUCUGUAUUCUUCUAUGCUUUCUUCCUUGGAGCCUUAAAAGGCUUAAUUGUGGGUCCUAUUGCUGGUUUGAUACUGAUCAUAGGAAACGUAGCAGUGAUUCUGGGGUUGUUUCCUGCACAUGUAGCUUGGACUGUCUACACUCUUUUAAAGAUUCAUAUGUUUGACGCAGCCUUGAAAGUUGCGAUUUUGAUUGCUUUGCCUGCGUUGUUUGGCUUAUGGUUGGGUUUAGGCAUAGCUGGAAGCGUUCUUAUUGGGGUAGGAUAUGGAUUUUUCACUCCUUGGGUUUCAACUUUUGAGGCCUUCAGACAUGAUAAUGAAUCCAAGAAAUUCUCGCACUGUGUUGUGGACGGAACGUGGGGAACUAUCAAAGGCAGUUGCACGGUAGUUAGGGACUUUGCUGAUAUAUGUUACCAUUCAUAUCCAAGUUACUUGAAAGAACUACGUGAAUCACCUAGUUCAGAUGAGCGUCAGAGGCUAAGGUUAAUUCAUGUUCCUGGAUGUGUCAUUGUUGGGAUAAUGGGGCUAAUUGUUGAGAUUCCUCUUUUCACUGCAAUUGCUAUAGUAAAGAGCCCCUACCUGUUGUUCAGGGGCUGGUUCAGACUUUUGCAUGAUUUGAUUGGCAGAGAAGGUCCAUUCCUUGAAACAGUUUGUGUCCCCAUUGCUGGUUUGACAAUAUUCGUGUGGCCACUUGUUGUAAUAGCUAGCAUUUUAUUGGCUAUUUUCUCAAGCAUUUUCGUUGGACUUUAUGCAUCUGUUAUAGUAUAUCAGGAAAGAUCUUUCCGGAGAGGUUUAGCUUAUGUGAUUGCAAUGGUUGCUGAGUUUGAUGAGUAUACAAAUGAUUGGCUCUAUCUUCGAGAGGGGACAUUCUUACCAAAGCCCCAGUAUCGAAAGAAAAAGGCUUCUCAAUCAUCAGAGUUUUCCGUUCGAGGAAACAGUGUAGGUGGAAGCAAAUUAAAUGCUUCUACAGAGCCACCUGCAAUGUUUAUGCCAAGCUUAGCUCCUUCAAGAUCAGUUAGAGAGACCAUUCAAGAAGUGAAAAUGGUUCAGAUAUGGGGAAAUAUGAUGAGGUACUGUGAGAUGAGAGGCAAGGAAUUAUUGGAUGCAAAUGUGCUUACAGCAGCUGACCUUUAUGAAUGGUUGAGGGGAAAGAAUCAUAACGAAGCUUCCAUAGUUGGUGUUGGCUUGCCUUGUUUUUCACUUCUACAAACACUUGUCUUCUCCAUCAAAGCCAACUCAAGUGGCGUUUUGCUACUUGAUGACUUUGAGAUAACCUAUUUAAACAGACCAAAGGAUAAGUUGUUGGAUUGGUUCUUCAAUCCUGUAAUGGUUCUUAAGGAACAGAUAAGGGUCAUCAAACUGGGGGAAGGUGAAGUGAGAUACUUGGAAAAAGUUGUUCUCUUUGGAGCCAACAAACAACGCUUUGAGGAUUGGGAUAAUGGUGGUUUAAUGAUUCCUGAUGCUCUUAGAGCUGCUCAAAUUGAGGGAAUUUCCAGAAGGAUGAUUGGAAUGAUAAGAGGUGUAUCAAAGCUACCAACUUACAGAAGGAAGUUUCGUCAGAUUGUUAAAGCUUUAAUUACUCAUUCUCUGGAGAAAGAUGAGACAGAAAGGGCUUUGGUUACUCGUUCUGUGGAUGCAGAUGUUUCUGAAAAGGCUUUAGUUACUCGUUAUCUGGAGAGAGAUCCUUCUGGAAGAUCGACUAGGUCCAUAGUAUCAAUUGCAUCAGAUGAGAAUGUUUGAGACAAACUAAACUAGUUUAGUUCUCUAUUGUCAAUGAAUCAUUGUAAAUUCCUUUGAAUUGUUGAUUGAUUGAUGUAAAAGAGCAUGUUCAGGUUCGUUACAGAUUGAAUUUGAAGACAUUCUCAAAUUAGUUGAGUGCCUAUUUGGCGUUAAUCAAAAUUUUCACUCCUCAUCUCAGGCAAUUUC
This is a messenger RNA of Abrus precatorius (Indian licorice), 2253 nucleotides long. RefSeq lists its product as uncharacterized. The coding region runs from base 298 to 2067 and encodes 589 amino acids. The transcript is spliced from 9 exons. NCBI's taxonomy places the organism in Eukaryota, Viridiplantae, Streptophyta, Magnoliopsida, Fabales, Fabaceae. The record is from RefSeq and is a predicted model, not a curated record.